AUGGCACCUGCUGCCUCGCCUGCCGCGCCCAGCUUCUCGUCGGCAGAGCACCUCCUGUCCAGCUUCGAGUUCGACCGCGUCCUGAGCGAGGACUCGCGCGCCAUCGUGGCCUACCUGCUCGGUACCGCAGUGCCCGACAGCACGCAAGACCGCGUGCCGUGCAUCCUCAAGGUCGAGAAGACGCCUUUCGCCCCGGGCGAGGCCUCGUCGCUCGCGGCGAGAGACGUCUGGCAGCAGCUGCAAACGGUGACGACCAACGACGUCUACUCGACCUCGCUCGCGUGGUUCGCUCCCGGCCGCUCGACUGCCGAUGUCCAGCUCUCGUCCAUCUGCCCUGCCACCGACAAGCACGUCAAGAAGUACAGUGUCCAGGAGUCGCGGCUGGUCCGCGAGACGCCCGACCUGUACGAGCGCGUCGUCAAGCCCUACAUGGACAGCCUCCCCUUGUCGACUGUCGGGUGGGUGUACAACAUCCUCGACGGCGUGGCCGAGGCCGACAACGUCCUGUACCGCGACGACGACCCUGAAACGGGCUUUGUCCUCACACCCGACCUCAAGUGGGACCAGAAGACCAUGUCGGCGCUCUACCUCCUCGUCCUGUCGCAGGAUCGCACGAUCCGCUCUCUGCGCGACCUGCGGCCGCAGCACCUUCCCUUGCUGCGCAAGAUUCGCGCCGAGAGCGAGCGCGUCGCUGUCGAGCGAUACGGGAUCGACAAGGGCGAGCUGCGCUUCUUCGUGCACUACCAGCCGACUUACUAUCACUUCCACGUCCACGUCGUCCACCUCUCCUACAUGUCCUUCUCGGGCAUCACGGUCGGCCAAGCGCACCUCCUCGACGACGUCAUCGACGCGCUCGCGCUCGAGCUCGAGGCCGGCACGGCCGGCGGGCCCGAGCCGCUCCAGGCCUACUUUGCGCGCCGGACCUUCACGUUCGCGCUCGGGACCGAGCACAAGCUCUAUGGGUUGCUCUCGGAGGCGGUGGCGGCAGGAGGCGCGUAG
Messenger RNA from Rhodotorula graminis WP1, 999 nucleotides. RefSeq lists its product as uncharacterized. Lineage: Eukaryota; Fungi; Basidiomycota; Microbotryomycetes; Sporidiobolales; Sporidiobolaceae. The transcript is spliced from 7 exons. Gene Ontology annotation, biological process: deadenylation-dependent decapping of nuclear-transcribed mRNA. Gene Ontology annotation, molecular function: RNA 7-methylguanosine cap binding; hydrolase activity. Gene Ontology annotation, cellular component: P-body; nucleus. The record is from RefSeq and is a predicted model, not a curated record. Bases 1 to 999 code for a protein of 332 amino acids.